AUGAACUCAUUUGUUUCUUGGCAGCUACUGCUUUUCCUCUGUGCCACCUCCUUCUGGGAAACAACAGAAAGGGUGGCUCCUGCCAAGGAUCCUCGAUCCACAGGCACGCGCCUUGGACCCGUUGCCCUCCAGGACCCCGGGGAGCAGCGGUGCGCAGAGAAGAAGCCCGGCCCUGCCCUGCUGAGGCCUCGGGAGGCGUCGUGGUGCUCGCCCGCCGAGGGCCCUGCCGGGCCCCAGCGGCCAGGCCUCUGCGCCCCCCGCAGUCGCCUGACCCCCUCACCCCGGGGCGCGGUGCUGGUGCAGCGGGAGAAGGACCUAUCCGCCUACAACUGGAACUCCUUCGGCCUGCGCUACGGCAAGCGGCAGAUGGCGCCGCCCGGAUGGCGCGGGCGAGGCGCUGGCAGGGGCUGA
Molecule: messenger RNA, 411 nt
Organism: Orycteropus afer afer
Lineage: Eukaryota; Metazoa; Chordata; Mammalia; Tubulidentata; Orycteropodidae
Gene: KISS1
Product: KiSS-1 metastasis suppressor
Exons: 2
Coding region: 1-411 (136 amino acids)
Biological process (GO): positive regulation of cytosolic calcium ion concentration; G protein-coupled receptor signaling pathway
Cellular component (GO): neuron projection
Molecular function (GO): kisspeptin receptor binding
Source: RefSeq, a predicted model, not a curated record